CUUCAUUCCACAUUGGUUAUUUCUUUUAUAUUUCACUUUGAGGCAAGUCUCGCGCCCCUUUUUGGGAAAUUGUCUGCCCUUUUAGAAGAAUGACAGUCAGGUGAAAAAGUUUCUGAAGCCCAUAGGUUAAUUUACUUCAAGGAUUACCUUAAAGUUGACUUGCUUAUUUCGAAACUGGAUAAUGUUUUUCUAGUAAAGUCAUGUGUUGAAAGACAACAGGAGAUAUCUAUAAAGUUUUCUUUAAUUUAUGCCAUUAUUCAAACAAUUUCUUGCGCUUAUAAAUUGUCCUCUUCAUAACAUUAUCAAACCAAAAAGAACUAUGGAGCAUAAUUAUGAUAGAAUAUUUUUCUGUUGUGUCUAGGAUCCGUGGUUCUCAGUCAAUGUUGUUUCCUAGACCCAUUUUCUGGCUAUCUCUAGAACGUCAUAUUUGCAAAACUUUUUCUGCUGCUUAUCAUACUGGGUCGCCUUCAUCAAACCCAGAAUAAUCACUCUUACCUUUUGCAAUAAUGAAGUACCACCGAAUUUUAGGUGCAUUCAUUACAGUACUGUCUAGCUAUACAGCCAUGAAAAUUGAACCAAAGUCAAAGUCUUGUCAUUAUGGCCCGUCCACAAUCAAUUUUGAUUCGCGUGCCCUAUUUAGGGGCACCACCCCCACAAACCCUGCCUCUUUUAACUGUCCUCUUUUUCUAAGUCCUUAAACAAUAUUUGCGAUACAGUUGUUCUUUGUGUGCGGUUUUAAUGCAACUAUUGGAGUGAAUCAUUUUUUCAAACAUAACAUGAAACCAUGUGGAACAUUCUACCCUUAUCAAAUUACGAUGUGCGCUCAUGUCAAUCGACUGGCUAAAUACACAGCAGCAAUCAGUGGAGAAGAUUGAACAGUUUCUGAAUGUGUGCGCUUUGUAUCUGACAUGACGAUUCCUUGGUAUUUUCCAGGGACAAUGUUCCUUGUCUUCAUACUAGUUAGUUUGGUAUUCCUUGUCUUGAUGUAUUGGAAAGCAAAUGUUUUUCUGCGAAACAAUCAAAGAGAACAAAUGGAAUCGGAUGUAGACAUUCAGGAAUCGGAUGAAGAAAUUGACGAAAUAGAACAGAUGAAACCAAGUACAAAGAUGAGAGAAAUUGCGUCAAUUAAAACAGAGGAUUCCUCUGUCGAGAAGCAGGCAAAAGAAGGAUUUGAAAUAAUCGAUCUUUAUUCAAUGGAGGUUUUAAUGACGUAUAUCAAAGAAAAAAAUCACCUUUCUUGUCGCAUACAAAACAUUGUUGGCAUAUCCAAUCUCAAAAAUAGAAACACCAACAAGUUCCGAUUCCAUGCCACUAUACUACCAUCAAAAAAAUUAAAAUCUCGCACUGCAUAUCGUUCACUGGAAGAGCUUGCGAUACAGCUUGUUGUUGGAAUAAACAAUGUGAAUCUCGAAAUAUUGAAAGUUAGUACACUCCGUUUGCGUUUAUACGGCAGACACUUUGAGCUCGGAGUGCCAGUCACAAAAGAGAAGUGCCUUGGUGAGACAAACAUCGUUCUAGCCAAAUAUCUUAGUGAGCUUGAAAAAGGCAAAGAAGCUGCCACUAAACAAGCAAUUUCACCCAUAGCAGAGCAGUUCCCAAGUCCCAGAGAUCCUUUUACUUUAGACGACUGAAUCUUUUUAGCUUAAACCUUUUAUACAUAAAUUUUUCCUAUUCCCUAAAAAAGACCAAAUGUAAGUAUUUUUUUACCGUUCAAAAUUUUUUUAAUAAUGUAACUUUAUAAUGCAAAUUUUUUAAUAGUGGAUAUCAUUUCAAAAAGUAUUACUAUUUUGCAAAGGUUACGGGGUUUUGCUGUACGAGACAACAUCAUUGCAUGCGCUUUUGCUUAAAAGGUAUUGUUAGCUAUACCUAGGCCAGACACACCACUUUACGAAACAUCCUCAAAAGUUUCUAUUUACGAAAAACCAAAUGGCUUGACAAAAAAAAAGAGACUUGCGGCUUUCUUUCAAGAAACUUUGCCAAGUGCCCAGAAAUUGUUAUGAACAUUUACAUAAGAAUUGUCUACAUAUUCCACAAUACUUAGCAGUGAUACUUAGCAGCACUAACCGUUCAAAAAAAUUAACCAACUUUGCUUUUUUGGCCGAGCAUUUCUCCAACUAAACCUUUUAACCAACUGAAAGUGUAUUAGCCAUGAAAUGAACUAUCAUAUAGACACUUAAUAAUAACAAAGUAAGAGCAAAUAAUGACAUGAAAGUAGAGGGAAAUUAAGUUUGAAACAAAAGUAUUUCUAGAUUUGUUGGUGAGCCCAUGAGCAUCUUUUGCAAAAAAACCAAUUAUAGGUUAGUUUGCAAAAAUGAACUACAGCUUACUUUUGCUCCUCAUAACAAUAAUUUCAGUUUUGAAAACUUUCCUCUAAUCUAUGAGCAUUUAUAAGACUUGCGUGCAAAAAUAUUUGUGACCACACCCUUCAGAAUGAAUCUCAGAAAAUUUCUUGCAGGCAUUUCUUGCAAUCGUUUAAGAUCCCUGUACAUUAGAAAAAGUAGAAUCAUUGACGGCGCUGUAUUGAAAACAAUAGGAACAAAAGAUUUCUCGUUGGAAAUGGAGGGUUUUUAAAGUUUAGGGGGGGGGGGCAGGUAUAACUUCUAGAAAACCACCUUUUAUUUUAAGGUUCUGGAUAUCGUUAGAUUGAAAAUCCUGGAUGUCUAUUCGCUUGUAGAAUGAAAGGAAAAAGAUUCACAUUCAUACAAGCGUAUCAUGUCUUCUUUUCAAUAACAUAAAAGUAAAAGGGAAUUGCAAAUGAACAUCAAUGGCGGUCAAAAAUCUGUUUUUAGUCAAGAAAACAAGAAAUCCUAGGAUAUUGGAUUAUUGAAUGCCGCGAUUGAUUGAAAAUGCACCUUAAAAAAUGCGUGACAUAUUAUGGUUGCUUGAUUUCUAUCAUUGCAUGCGAACCUAACACCCAAUUAAAUGUUUCUAUGCAUUGCACGUAUGCGGUUCCGCUCUUUUUCUUCUGUUUCGCCACACUAUCUCAGCAUUAAAGCGUGUUAUGAAACAUGCUUCGUGAAACUUUAUCAUUCCACUAUCCCAUUUUGUGAUGUUGCUUAACCCUCUCAAUUUCUGUUUUAUUUUCAAUCACUCCACACUUCAUUAAUAUGAUUUCCGUGGCUUUUUUAGGAUGCAAAUAUGUUUAGUUAAUUUCAAUUUGCUUGUGUUUAUUGAUGUUUGUUCUCGAUGCCUUGCGGUGUUUCUUAUUUCUACUCUAUAUGUUUAUUAAUUUGAUAUUAGCUGCUAUAACAAGUUGAUAUUAUGAACCAGGCCCUACUUUAAUAUGCAGUGAUAACAAACCUACGCUGCGAUAAAUCUAUAAUGCGCAGUGACAAUUAAACUUAACAGUGAAAACAACCACACAUUGUUAUUUCAGAAUUCGAAACAGAAAAGACAAACCACACUGAAAUGAUUAAAAUAUCUUUGCUAGUUCUCAUAAUAAAAUCGUAUUACUUAAAAGCAGCGUUUACGCUGUUUACUUUCAAAUUCAUAUUGUAGGGCAUUAAGACUUUAUUAAGGUCUGUUUAUAUUGAGAAAAUCAUCCCAUCUUCCAGUCUGCGAGCUUAGAGAAAAAAUCCCACCCUCCUAUAGAAUCUUUUGUAUUUUUCGUCUUGCGUCUGUAUACCAAACGAGCCAACCUGGUUAGGUGAGAUCACACUGUGUGAGAGAUCGCCUCUUAGUGGUUCCUACUGUUAAAAAUUUAUUUAACUUACAACUCUUGUUUUUCACUACUGUCAUUCAAAUAUUGUUUUCAAUGAGUCUCCAGGAUGGAUGACUGAAAAUUAACCAUACAAAUCCCAUGUGAUUUGAUGUGUACAAUAUUGUAAAAUGUAUCCAUUAAUAAAAAUAGGUGCAGAAAAUGUUUAACAAAGGCAGUUUUACAUCGCUGAUUUUUACCAGAAACAAAACCUUUUCUGAAAAUUUUAGUUUUAUUGUUACUCCCUAAUGUUAUGGAUCAUUUUUUUCCACAAAAUUCCUGCUGUGCAUCAAUUAGCAUAAGUUAUUUUAAAAAUGUGCAGUGAUAAAAGUCCUUGAAUCUAAGGGGCAUCCAAAAUCUAAGUGGUCCUGCAAAGUUUUUUAAUAAAGCUACUUAAGCAAGGCAGAACUUGAUUAAAAAAACAUGUCCGAUAAAUGAGGUUUUAGAUUAAGGAAAAGGUGCAAAGUUCUAAAAGAAAACAAAGAACUGAAAUCGUCUUAGAUAGAAAAACAUAAAGGGAUAUUGCGUCGAUCGUGGGCUCUGCCCCUCUUAACUGUUAGCUGUGUUGAAUUUUUGCUCCCUCUUCGUACUAAAGCUAGAUAAACCCAUGGUGAAGGAAUAAUAUCCGUCCGAAGAAAAGGGCUUGGACUCAUAUCUGUAAAUCCAAAGCUAAAGGUCUUAGAUUAAAGUUUCUCGAGAGUUGAAUAUUAUUCUCAGUGUUAAAUUGAUAAUCUAGAAAGAUAGCAGAAAGUAUACAAACAUCCGCAUUACACGAAUAUUCACUUUCACUACACGUUUUUCUAUAAUCAUUCUAAUUAUUAGUUGAUUAUAUAGAUUUUUCGCUGUAAAAUAGCUUUUUGAUAUUGCGUUUAUUUAAUUUUUUCGUGCUUUCGUAAUAAAAAAAUUGUACUAUUUAAAAUUGAGUUGAUAUUAACGUUUGACAAGUUGUUGUAGAAGUAGUUCUAUUAACUUUUAUUGCUAUUUUUAUGUUGUAAUUAGGUUAGAGGCCAUCUUGGCCUAGAUACCUUUUUAAUAAAAAAAAAUAAAGAUCUUGAAGUUCCUAAUUACUGGAAGAAUAUGAAUUACAAUUUUAUCAUGAUGUUCUUAAGAAAAGGAUGAUGCCAAGCCUGAAUAUUCUUACAAACAGUAAAAAAUGUAUUAGAAAGAGAGACAGCAAAGACAGAAAUUACUCAAUGAAGCGCCUGAUGGAUGCAUAGCACACUUAAAGCGGGUUAAACAAGGAUUCGAAGAAGCGCAGUAUGCUUUAUACCAAAGGGGGAGGGAGGAAUGGGAAGAGAGUAAUGCAUGGAAAUAGCAUUCCCAACAGGCACGAUAGAUCAUACAAACAACCUCAUCUGAGUCAAGGGACAAACUUUUGUGCAAAAAGCCCAAACUACAGCACUCCUAUUAUUCCCAAGGCAUGAAAAGCAGCGCAUAAACUCUUGAUGCAAGAAUGAAAACAUGAACCUUAUUGCCAAAAUGCGAAUAAUACAAUUCAAUCAAGCAAAGUAAGAACACUAUAGAGGAAUCAAAUUCUACAACAUCCUCAAGAAAUUUUAACUCUGAUAAAAUUUCAUUUGCUCAGCAUCUAAAUUAUAGCAUUUGUUAUUUUGUUGCACAAAAACUUUAUUGCAAAGUUUGUUAAAGAAAACUUCUAAAACAUGAAGCAAAGUUGUUAUCAGUUUUUGACUGACAGUUUUCAGUUUUUCAAAAA
Molecule: messenger RNA, 5411 nt
Organism: Rhopilema esculentum
Lineage: Eukaryota; Metazoa; Cnidaria; Scyphozoa; Rhizostomeae; Rhizostomatidae
Source: RefSeq, a predicted model, not a curated record